Messenger RNA from Rhipicephalus microplus (southern cattle tick), 1081 nucleotides. RefSeq names its product chromatin modification-related protein EAF6/MEAF6 (gene Eaf6). Gene Ontology annotation, cellular component: histone acetyltransferase complex. The record is from RefSeq and is a predicted model, not a curated record. Lineage: Eukaryota; Metazoa; Arthropoda; Arachnida; Ixodida; Ixodidae.
AAAUGGCGUCCAAAAGCAGCAGCUUCAUGGAUACGCGAGCUGAACUUGCCGAACUUGUGAAGCGAAAAGCCGAAAUCGCGGAUACACUGGCGAACCUCGAACGGCAAAUAUAUGCAUUCGAAGGCAGUUACCUGGAGGACACGCAGCUCUAUGGAAACAUAAUACGAGGCUGGGAUCGGUACUUGGCACCGAAUAACAGGAACACGAACAGCAAGGCAGACAAAAGGAACCGCAAGUUCAAGGAAGCCGAACGUCUCUUUUCAAAGUCUUCCAUCACUUCCAUGGCUGCUGUGAGUGGCAUUAUAGAGAAGGAUGAAAGAGAGCGCACCAACAGCGAGUCCGAGUCGCAAAACCAGCAGAGUGGUAGCGAGGAGAACGGGCCUGUGUCCUCUCUGCUGCCGCCGCAGGGAGGCUCCGCCGUGGCUGGCGGUGGGGGCUCAAGCAGCAGCACUUCGAGCAGCAGUUCGGGUGGCGCGGUCAACGGGGGGCCUGGUGGGCCACAGUCGCCAAACCCAAGUGCCAGGUCACACAAGGGGAGCCUGCCUGCCUCCUCCAUGGCUUCCCAGCACCACCAUCACCAGAGGGGCGUAGCGACACCGUCAUCGUCCUCUGCAGCAAGCGUCAAAAAGUCCGCAAAGAAGUUUCGCAGGGCCGUGGACGAGUGAACAGCCAUGUAACUUGGGCCUGGAAAAGGAUCCAGAGAAUCCGUUCUUUUCACUGGCCAUAACCUGGCACCUGUCUUGUGGACGAGAAUGGCAUAGCAGCACGGCUCACGCCUCCACUGCUGUGAUUGUGCCUGGAGGGAAGUCAACGAAGACUUUGCGUAAAUGCAUAACCUUUUCAGCGCACUGAAAAACUUGGGAUGAACAGCGUAUGGACGCGCCCCUACGUAUACUAGUGCCGUAUGCGAGAACACUUCAAUCAUCCUGCUUACUACAGUGUGAUAAAAAAAAGGUUACUGCGAGUUUUCAUCAUGCCCAGUCAUGUGUUCUUUCAAGUUGUAAAAGUGAUGUUGCAUUGUACAGUGCAGAUUGUAGCAUCAUGUAGUUUCUGCAUUAAAGUCAUCAUCCCAUUACAGUUA